UUUCCGCCACACAACCGAUCAGCUGAAUUUUUAUCAAAUAAACUGUUCUUGAAAGCCUGUUCUACAUAGGGGAUCCUAUCUGAAGUCCAGUUCCUCUUCCACAGAUAUUACUAAGGAGUAAUAUGAGUAAGACAGAAAUCGUUGUUAGGCAUGAUCCAGCUUACCUACACACUCACUGGAGAUUAUAUUAAAGAAAAAAUUUUGGAAAUUAUUGACGAAUAUGGCAUAACAGUUGAUCAAAUAUUCAGGUACACAGUGUUACCUCUGAGAAACAUGGUGAAAGCCUUAGAAAUAUUAAAUGACGACAUGGAGGAAUCUCUUUUUGAAGAUGACACCUACGAGGAAAAUUUGGCCGUUUGCGUUGACUUCUUCUGUCAAUCGGUCUUUUAAUAAAUGUCUAACAGCUCAACUGAAUCGGUACUCGACAGAAACCGAAAACUAAAAGAAACGAAGUCUGAAAAUAAUAUACCCGCGAAAGCAUGAAAACUAAUCGCUAUCGAUAUAUCCUGCUCAUGUGACCGUCUUUGUGUAAUCGGCGGACUGCCCAGCUCUAUGGCCUUAUCAUUUAUUAUUAUUUUUUUUCUGUGUGUUGUUUGAGGCCUCGGCGUAAACGGAAGCUUGUUGCGAGGUUUUUUGCCUUUAAGGGGAAAACGUUUAAUAUUAUGCAAGCUUACAAUGUUCAAUUACAUUAAGGAGACAAUAAUGGCGCCGUCCACACGUAGCAGCAGCACCACCAAUAAAACCAGCAAUACAGACACAACUGAAAAGGAUUUGAUUUCAUGCAAGUCCUUAACAGCUGCAGCUCCAAUGCGUGGUUAUAAGAUAACAGAUAACAAUCGCACGCGAAAAUUUGGAAUUGGAGCCAAUUCUUUGGAGAUGCUGUUAAGUAAAGCAAAAUCAAAAUUUCCGUUGCAGGAUUUACACAUAUAUUUGGCCUCCGAUGGCUUUGAAGUAUCGGAUGAUGACUAUUUUUAUAGUUUACCUGCUCAGACAUUGUUCAUAGUGGCUGGACCCGAUUCAGUUAUCACAACAGAUCCGGAUUUUGAGUUUGAACGAAUGCGUCAAGAAUCUCCGCUUCUCAAGGUAGCUGAUAUUUUCUAUGAUUUUAUUGAGAAACAUCCGGACAAAUUUCGUCGCAUGAUCACGCAAUAUGAGCUACAAAAGCAGCGUCGUAUGCUGGACAAUACUAAGGCUCAUUUAAGUCUGCGAGAGGAGCAUAUGGAGUGGUUUAAGGGUGGCGAGGAGCGUUUCCAUUCCAAGGAGGAAGCCAUGUCCAUGCGAGCACAGACUCGAGUCCGUGGCUAUUACUACAAAACCAAAGAAGAACUGACACGUAAUCCGCUGUAUCGACAAAAUGCCAAGGCUCGUCAAGUAAUCAAUUCGGUGCUGGAGCAAUUUCGUUAUCUUCUCAUUGGCUGCGACUAUUUUUCAAUGAUGUUUGAUAGGAAAUGCCAGCAGAAACACGAGUUCCUUAGCCAUCAGCUGCAGCAGGAGGAGGAAGAGACCGAUGGUGCUGCAAGUGUGCCAAAAAGGUUACGUCAACUUAUCAAAGACUAUACGAAACGUAAUAACAUUUUGGACAAGUGGUCUGUAUCCCUCUGCUCCAAUUUGGGAGAUUUCUAUUGCCAGGGCUCCUAUUCGGAUAAUGGCAAUUGCUGCUCUCGGCAACAUUCUAUCAAUCCAUAUGCAUCCCGCGAGAAUCUCAUAUUAUUUCAAGUCUGGAAUCUUGAUCAUCAAAUUGAGCUAUGUCGUUCGAUUCUACCUUCUCUGGUGGCCAAUGUCGAGAAAUUGAUCACCCAACCUCAACUAAAAUGUACAUUGCAUCAUAAACGAGUGAUUGACAUAUCGGUUUUGGAAUAUUUUCUAGAAAUUUUCUCAUUAAAAAAUCUAAAACUUGUUCACAUAACUUGCCAUGAAAAGACUCAGCGUACAAAUAAUUCAAAUGGCCGUCUCGUUUGUUCCGAGUGUCAUGAAUAUUGCAUAGUUCAGGAACUAAUGGAGGUGGAUGAGGAGUCCUCGUAAAGAGUUUGAAGAUCUGAAAUAUUUUUGGUUACUUUAAACAAAAUUUUCUCUUGCUUAUUUGGAAUUGGUAAGCCUUAUUUGUUUUUCUUAACAUUUCAUUAAUUUCUAAUUUAAUGACCGUUUAUAAAAUGGUUCUUUCUUACUCUUCAAUCUUUGCCAUAUUACAAUGUUAAUAUUAUUAUCUUUUAACAAAUCUAAACCUAAAUUCUCUUAAAUCAUAGAAAAUAUUACUUAAGUCUUAGACUUUGCAUUCGUAUAUUUUUGAUUGAAUUCUCAUUAUGGUUCUCCCAUUGUCUUAGAUGGGAAAACUUUGAUUCUAUAUGAUUUUCCUUUAACUAUUGAUUUUAAACAAUGAUUUUUUUUCAUUGUCUUGAUUAUAAGUUGUGAAACAUUACAUUACAAUCGUGUUAUCAUUAUCUUGAUCGUAGGUUGUCAAUUUCUGACUCUAUUUGUCAGUCGCUUUCUUAAUUUUUUUAUUUAGCCAUCGUAUUAUCAUUGUCUUGAUCAAAAGUUGAAAAUGUUUCAUUUAUUUUUAUCAA
Drosophila willistoni is the source of this 2561-nucleotide messenger RNA. It is a transcript of the gene Drep4, whose product is annotated as DNA fragmentation factor subunit beta. Gene Ontology annotation, molecular function: DNA endonuclease activity. The record is from RefSeq and is a predicted model, not a curated record. Gene Ontology annotation, cellular component: nucleus; cytoplasm. NCBI's taxonomy places the organism in Eukaryota, Metazoa, Arthropoda, Insecta, Diptera, Drosophilidae. Gene Ontology annotation, biological process: apoptotic DNA fragmentation; apoptotic process. The transcript is spliced from 4 exons. The coding region runs from base 676 to 2022 and encodes 448 amino acids.